CGCCGGGGCGGGCGGAGCGGCUCCGUCGGCGGCUCUGGGCGCUCUGAGGCGCGGGGCGCAGGGCUCAUGUAAUCAAAGAAGUUUCUUUGUUGUGUGUAUCUUUUCAGAACACAACAGGAAUUGAAAAUGAAUCAGAACACAGCUGAGCCUGUGGCAGCCGCAGAGACCCUGGCCGAGGUACCAGAACAUGUGCUUCGAGGCCUUCCAGAGGAAGUGAGGCUUUUCCCAUCUGCUGUUGACAAGACUCGGAUUGGUGUCUGGGCCACUAAACCAAUUUUAAAAGGCAAAAAGUUUGGGCCAUUUGUCGGUGAUAAGAAAAAAAGAUCUCAGGUUAAGAAUAAUGUAUACAUGUGGGAGGUCUAUUACCCAAAUCUGGGAUGGAUGUGCAUUGAUGCCACCGACCCAGAGAAGGGGAACUGGCUGCGCUAUGUGAACUGGGCUUGCUCAGGAGGAGAGCAAAAUUUGUUUCCACUGGAAAUCAACAGGGCCAUUUACUAUAAAACUUUAAAGCCAAUCGCGCCGGGCGAGGAGCUCCUGGUCUGGUACAAUGGGGAAGACAACCCCGAGAUAGCAGCUGCGAUUGAGGAAGAGCGAGCCAGCGCCCGGAGCAAGCGGAGCUCCCCGAAAAGCAGGAGAGGGAAGAAAAAAUCCCAAGAAAAUAAAAACAAAGCAAACAAAACCGAAGAGAUACAGCUGAAGACAAGUGAGCCAGAUUCCACCUCUGCAAAUAUGAGAGAUUCUGUGGAAGGCCCCAAAGACGAAGAUGAGAAGCCUUCCGCUUCAGCCGCUGAGCAGAUGGCCGUCCUUCAGGAGGCGGUGAGUCAGGCUGUGCCUCCGGAGCUCGCUCUCCCUCCCCGUGCCCAUGAGCCCCAGACAGGACCAGAUGUGGAGCCGGAAACAGCACAUUGUGAGGCGAACGACGUGGAGGAAGACGAGGAGGAAGAGGAGGAGGAAGAGGAGGAGCUGGAAGAAGAGGGGGACGAAGCAGCUGACGUGCCAAAUGAAAGUUCCAUGAAAGAGCCGGAGAUACGAUGUGACGAGAAGCUAGAGGAUUUAUUAGAAGAACUAAAAACUGCUUCAAAGGACACGCUUGAAGACUCUGCAGAGGUCGCACCGGUUAUCAGAACCCCCAAAGCUAAAGAAGAGGCCAAUGGGGAUGUGUUUGAAACGUUUCUGUUCCCGUGUCAGCAUUGCGAGAGGAAGUUCACAACCAAACAGGGGCUGGAACGGCACAUGCACAUCCACAUAUCCACCGUCAACCACGCCUUCAAGUGCAAGUACUGCGGGAAGGCGUUCGGCACGCAGAUCAACAGGCGGCGGCACGAGCGGCGGCACGAGGCGGGGCUGAAGCGGAAGCCCAGCCUGACACUCCAGCCGCCAGAGGACCCAGCCGCCGGCGAGGCGCCCGGGGACGGCGCCCCUCCAAAGGACGACACACGGCCUCCCAGUCUUGGGCAAGACUGUCUGACCUUGAGUUCAGAGAAAGCUUCCCAAGAAACAGUAAAUUCUUCUGUUGUAGAAGAGAAUGGAGAAAUUAAAGAGCUUCAUCCGUGCAAAUACUGUAAAAAGGUUUUUGGAACUCAUACUAACAUGAGGCGGCAUCAGCGCAGAGUUCACGAACGUCACCUGAUUCCCAAAGGGGUGCGGCGGAAAGGGGGCCUCCUCGAAGAGCCACAACCCCCAGCAGAGCAGGCCCCGCCUGCCCAGAGUGUCUACGUACCCAGCACAGAGCCAGAGGAGGAGGGGGAGGCAGAUGACGUGUACAUCAUGGAUAUUUCUAGCAAUAUCUCUGAAAACUUAAAUUACUAUAUUGAUGGUAAAAUUCAGACCAGCAGCAGCACCAGUAACUGUGAUGUUAUUGAGAUGGAAUCCAAUUCGGCAGACUUGUAUGGUAUAAACUGUCUGCUCACUCCAGUUACAGUGGAAAUAACUCAAAAUAUAAAGACCACACAGGUCCCUAUAACAGAUGAUCUUCCUAAAGAGCCUUCCAGCAGCACAAACAGUGAGUCCAAGAAACGGAGGACUGCUAGUCCUCCUGUGUUACCCAAAAUUAAAGCUGAGACCGAGUCUGAUCCCGUAGCACCUUCGUGUUCCUUGAGUCUGCCUCUCAGCAUAUCAACCACAGAGGCGGUAUCUUUCCACAAAGAGAAAAAUGUGUAUUUGUCAUCAAAGCUCAAACAACUUCUUCAAACCCAGGAUAAACUAGCUCCUCCUGCAGGUCUUUCAGCCACUGAAAUACCUAAAUUAGGCCCUGUCUGCGUGUCUGCUCCUGCGUCGAUGCUACCUGUGACCUCGAGCAGGUUUAAGAGGCGGACCAGCUCUCCCCCCAGCUCGCCACAGCACAGUCCUGCCCUUCGAGAUUUUGGAAAGCCAGGCGAUGGGAAAACCGUGUGGACUGAGGCAGUUCUAAGUUCCAAAAAACCCAAAUUAGAAAGUCAUAGCAACUCACCAGCAUGGAGUUUGUCGGGGAGAGAUGAGAGAGAAACGGGGAGCCCCCCAGGCUUUGAUGAAUAUAAAGUAUCUAAAGAGUGGGCAGCUAGUUCUACGUUUAGCAAUGUGUGCAACCAACAGCCACUGGAUUUAUCCAGUGGUGUGAAACAGAAGGCUGAGGGUACAGGCAAGGCUCUGGUCCAGUGGGAAGCUGUGUUAGAUCUCAGUGUGCAUAAAAAGCCUUGUAGUGACUCUGAAGGCAAGGAAUUCAAAGAAAAUCAUUUGGUGCAGCCAGCCUGCAGUGCCGUAAAGAAAAAGAAACCAACCACCUGCAUGCUACAGAAGGUCCUUCUCAAUGAGUACAAUGGCGUCGAUUUACCUGGAGAAAAUGCUCCAGACGUGACCAGGAGCCCCAGUCCUUGUAAACCCCUAGAUCCUCAGCUGGACCCUGACCUUGGUCCUAACUCUAGCUUAUCUGCCCCUAUUGUUGAGUCUCCUCCAGACGUUUCUCCUUCAUCACCUGCCCUACAAACAUCUUCCCUUUCUUCCGGGCAGCUGCCGCCUCUCUUGACCCCAACCAAUCCCUCUUCACCUCCACCCUGUCCUCCUGUGUUAACUGUUGCCACCCCACCCCCUCCACUGCUUCCUACUAUACCUCUUCCAGCCCCCUCUUCCGGGGCAUCCCCUCAUCCAUGUCCCUCUCCACUCUCAAAUGCCACCACACAGUCCCCACUUCCAAUUCUUUCCCCGACGGUGUCUCCCUCACCGUCUCCCAUUCCUUCCGUGGAGCCUGUUAUGUCUGCUGCUUCGCCAGGGCCUCCGACACUCUCUUCAUCUUCCUCCUCAUCUUCUUCGUCUUCGUUCUCUUCUUCAUCCUCCUCCUCUUCCCCUUCGCCACCUCCUCUCUCAGCAGUAUCAUCCGUGGUUUCCUCUGGGGAUAAUCUGGAAGCCUCUCUCCCCAUGAUAUCGUUUAAACAGGAGGAACUAGAGCAUGAAGGUCUGAAAGCUGGGGAAGAAGCUCAGUCUGCCACUGAGCGGGAUAUUGUUCAGGAGACAUUCAACAAAAACUUUGUCUGCAACGUCUGUGAAUCACCUUUUCUUUCCAUUAAAGAUCUAACCAAACAUUUAUCCGUUCAUGCUGAGGAAUGGCCCUUCAAAUGUGAAUUUUGUGUGCAGCUCUUUAAGGCUAAAACUGAUUUGUCAGAACAUCGCUUUUUGCUUCAUGGAGUUGGGAAUAUCUUUGUGUGUUCGGUUUGUAAAAAAGAAUUUGCCUUUUUGUGCAAUCUGCAGCAGCACCAGCGAGAUCUCCACCCAGAUAAGGUUUGCACACACCAUGAGUUUGAAAGCGGCACCCUGAGGCCCCAGAACUUUACGGAUCCCAGCAAAGCCCAUGUAGAGCAUAUGCAGAGUUUGCCGGAAGAUCCUUUGGAAACGUCUAAAGAAGAAGAGGAGUUGAACGAUUCUUCAGAAGAGCUUUACACGACCAUAAAAAUAAUGGCUUCUGGAAUAAAGACAAAAGAUCCAGAUGUUCGAUUGGGUCUCAAUCAACAUUACCCAAGCUUUAAACCACCUCCAUUUCAGUACCAUCACCGCAACCCCCUGGGCAUUGGUGUGACGGCCACAAAUUUCACUACACACAACAUCCCACAGACCUUUACUACCGCCAUUCGCUGCACCAAGUGUGGGAAAGGUGUGGACAACAUGCCUGAGCUGCACAAACACAUCCUGGCCUGUGCGUCCGCCAGCGACAAAAAGAGGUAUACCCCGAAGAAAAAUCCCGUCCCGCUGAAACAGACUGUGCAACCCAAAAACGGUGUGGUGGUUUUGGACAACUCUGGGAAAAAUGCCUUCAGACGAAUGGGACAGCCCAAAAGACUGAACUUCAGUGUUGAGCUCAGCAAAAUGUCCUCAAAUAAGCUAAAGUUAAAUGCGUUGAAGAAAAAAAACCAGCUUGUCCAGAAAGCAAUCCUUCAAAAAAACAAAUCUGCAAAGCAGAAGGCUGACCUAAAAAAUGCUCCUGAGUCGUCCUCGCACAUCUGCCCAUACUGCAACAGAGAGUUCACGUACAUCGGGAGCCUGAACAAGCACGCUGCUUUCAGCUGUCCCAAAAAACCUCUUUCUCCUUCCAAAAAAAAAGUUUCCCAUUCAUCCAAGAAAGGGGGACACCCAUCACCUGCAAGUAGUGACAAAAACAACAGCAGCAGCCGCAGACGGACAGCAGAUGCAGAGAUCAAAAUGCAAAGCAUGCAGGCGCCUUUGGGCAAGACCAGAGCUCGCAGCUCCGGCCCCUCGCAGGUCCCACCGCCCUCCUCGUCCUUCAGGUCCAAGCAGAAUGUUAAAUUUGCAGCUUCAGUUAAGUCCAAAAAACCAAGCUCCUCUAUAAGGAACUCGAGCCCCCUACGAAUGGCCAAAAUGACUCACAGUGAGAGCAAGAAGCCCAAAGCUGCAGCCAAGAACCAUGCAGCUCAGCUCUCCAGCAAGACGUCACGGAGCCUGCACGUGAGGGCGCAGAAAAGCAGAGCUGUCUUACAGAGCAAGUCGGCCUUGGCCAGUAAGAAACGAACAGACAGGUUCAGUGUAAAAUCUAGAGAACGGAGUGGGGGGCCAAUCACCCGAAGCCUGCAGCUGGCGGCUGCUGCCGACCCGAGUGAGAACAGGAGGGAGGACAGCACUGGCAAGCAGGAGCUGAAGGACUUCAGCCAGUUAAGGACAUGUAAAUAAGUGAUGGAGACGCAAAAUGAAAAUCCAGACCAAGUUUUUCCAUUUACCAUGAAAUUGAUUAAAAAAAAGAAAAUGGUGCUGAUUUCUCCCAUACCAUCUCUUGCCACACCACUCCAAGGAGACCGUCUGUGUCCCUCCCAGCCUGUCUCUUUUGAGUGGGACACCCACGUUCCUGCACACCUUCUGAGUCAUCCUGUUUGCUGUCGUAACGUUUGUCUCAUGGUCUACCCACCUUUUCUUUAACAUGGUCAGUUCAUAUAAGGUUGUGUUAUGUUGUCAUUUAUCUUCAGUUUUCUUAUUUUCUAGGAACUUCCUGUAGAAAAGCCCCCCCAAACAAAACAAACCUUAAUUGACUAAAUAAAGAUAAUGCAUGCUCAACUUAGGAUAAGCACUACGGCAAAGGAUACGAAAUCUACCAAGCUUGCAAGACCAGUUGAAGCUGACUCAAAAAUCCUAACACACAGCCGAUUGCCAGCAGGCUUCUUGUUGCCCUGGUUAGAGUCAGGCAUCUGCUUCUUCGCUGGCUGGCGCCCAUCGAGCGUGCUGGGCUCGCAGGGGAUUGAGAUGCACAGAGGAGGGCGCUGUAAGACGGGCUAGCUGACUGGCUUCUCGUCACGGGACUGGUAACUCAGACCUGAGUGUGGCCCUGGUUUUUGGCACAGAGCAGAGAAAGGAGUGAUUUGAACCUAACCUUGCAAAGCAAGUUCUCUGUUUUAUCAGUAGUUUGUUGUAGAUUUCAGGGAUGGCAGAUUCUGAUGCACUCCUUUUAUAAUGUUUUGGUCACACACCAGCUCUUGAUGCCUUUCCUUUAAAUGAACUGUAGACAGAGAGAGGCAUUUAGCUUCUUUCUUGCCUUUUGUUGUUGUUGUUUGUUUGUUUGUUGUUUUUUUAUCACAAGUCGAUUGCCAGCGUAAUGGAGAGGAAACCAGAUUGGAUAUGGACUCUUUUUUUAUGCCUCUUCCAGUGUCAUGUUUAUAUAUCCAAAUGGACAUUAUCCUCUCAGAUUCUUAUCUGGCACUAAUUUAUAACUGUUAUAUUAUCGGAGACGGUAGCAAUAUAUCAGUGCCCAGGAUGUAUCUCACAGGCCUGUAUAGAUGUAUGUCUACGCAAAAGUGUAAAUGAGUUUACUUAUCAGGUUUUACACAUCAGUCUCUAAUGGAGAUUUUAAAAACCAGAGAAAUUGGCCUAUUUCUGAGUAUACAUGUAUCAUUUCUCCAUGCAUUAUAUGCCUUCCCCUAAUUAAUGACUGAGUUGAUGGAAAAUGGCUAGGUUUUAUUCAUGUUUUUUUUUUUUGUUCUCAACUUUCAAAAGUAAUCUACCUCUUAAAAUUUGUAGUUUAAUACUUGUUUGGUGAAUUUGUGCCACUUUAACCCUUUCACUAUCAUUCCCAUUUUGUUACAUUUCUGUUAUGGGGACUUUAUGUUGAAAUAUUGUAUAAAGCAUUUGUAGCAGUUUAAAAAUAAAGUAUUUAAAAUUAUUUAAAUUGUUCUGGACGCUUCAAUUGUAUUAUAUGUGAUUUACAUUUUACAUUUUGUUGAGUUGUUAAUCUGGAGAGUGUUCUUGUAUUGAAGUUUGCUGUUAGUAAUUUUAUUGUUUCUUGUUGGAGAGUGAUAUAAAAGACUAUUCUGAUGAAAACAUUAAAAUUUACAAAUUGACAUACAAAAGGGGUUGUCCGUUGAUUUUAACCAAUAUAGCCUUGGGAGAGAGGUUAAAUAUAGACAGACAAGCUAAGAGUGGUGUUUGCUGUUUGCCCCUUCCAGCGUGAAAUACAUCACUUGAGCUUGUCAGAUGCACGGAAAGGUUUCUUCUGCUGUCCCUAGCAAGCACUUAACGAGGGGGAAUUCAAAUGAUGCAUUUUAUAUCAUUGUAACCAAUAAAAAACUUUCUAAAAGCUGUGAAAGGACUUCAUUUUGUAUAUCACUGGGAGCAGUUAAGGGGGAAAAUGAAGGUACCUGUAGGAGGGGUGCUCACAGGCUGCAUCUGCAAAGUGCAGCUGUUGAGCCCCAUGGCCGACCUCUUCCCACUUGUUUCUCUUUGGCAUUUAUUGAAUAUUUGUGAAGUCACAUCGCUUCCACACCACCUAGAGGGUAGACGUGCAGUCGGACGGUGGUGCUAAGAAGUGCGUGGAGAACUUUCUUUGGUAAGAGCAAAAUCAUUUCCUCCAUGGGGUCUCAGCCUCCUCUGUGCUUGCGAACAGUUGACUGUAGUCUGGAGAUUUUUAUUUUUAUGGAUUCCUGAAGAAUGAAACAAAGAAGUUGUAACAUUUGUAAUAGGUUGAUACGGAAUUGCUGUUUUUUUAAAGAUUAAAA
Molecule: messenger RNA, 7460 nt
Organism: Hippopotamus amphibius kiboko
Lineage: Eukaryota; Metazoa; Chordata; Mammalia; Artiodactyla; Hippopotamidae
Gene: PRDM2
Product: PR/SET domain 2
Exons: 9
Coding region: 127-5151 (1674 amino acids)
Cellular component (GO): nucleus
Molecular function (GO): histone methyltransferase activity; protein binding
Source: RefSeq, a predicted model, not a curated record